AUGGUUGCUAUCCCACUUUCCCCCGCCUAUCACAAAGCAAAAAUCAAUGCCACCAAAGCUAUCAUUGAGGAUAUCCAGAAUGUAAAUCCAUUUCCAGUGGUAAGUAUCUAUAUCCAUAAAUGCCAAUGCGCCAUUCUUGUCGAGGGGGAGGAAGGCCAGCUUGAGCAACAAUAA
Molecule: messenger RNA, 174 nt
Organism: Histoplasma mississippiense
Lineage: Eukaryota; Fungi; Ascomycota; Eurotiomycetes; Onygenales; Ajellomycetaceae
Exons: 3
Coding region: 1-174 (57 amino acids)
Source: RefSeq, a predicted model, not a curated record